Cryptomeria japonica (Japanese cedar) is the source of this 684-nucleotide messenger RNA. RefSeq names its product DNA-directed RNA polymerases II, IV and V subunit 12. The record is from RefSeq and is a predicted model, not a curated record. Lineage: Eukaryota; Viridiplantae; Streptophyta; Pinopsida; Cupressales; Cupressaceae. Gene Ontology annotation, cellular component: RNA polymerase II, core complex; RNA polymerase III complex; RNA polymerase I complex. The transcript is spliced from 4 exons. Gene Ontology annotation, molecular function: DNA binding; zinc ion binding; DNA-directed RNA polymerase activity. Gene Ontology annotation, biological process: DNA-templated transcription. The coding region runs from base 210 to 371 and encodes 53 amino acids.
UUUGUUUGACCCGGUAGUUUGGUAAAAAUUCGUUGCACAACGGGAUGGGCUAUAAAUUUCCUUGUAGAAUAUGAAUUGAAUUGCUCGAAAAUACGAAGAGAGAUAAAGGGACGGGGGGUUUUAUCAGAGGUGCAAGGGCAGGGGAGAAAAGCAGUUUAGCAAUCCCAACUUUCGGAACUGCAGAAGAUAUUUAACAGGUUUUUGGUACCAUGGAUGGGCCUGCGAUGCCUGAACCUGUUGGUUACCUUUGUGGAGACUGUGGAGCUGAGAAUACACUGAAACCUGGUGAUGUAAUCCAGUGCAGAGAAUGUGGCUAUCGUAUACUGUACAAGAAACGCACAAGGAGGAUUGUUCAAUAUGAAGCUCGCUGAAUUGAUUCCAUUCGAUCUGGAUCAUUUCGGGAUGAUUUGGAUCAUGUUUGAUCUUGAGGAUAAAAUUAUGAAUGCAAAAUAAUUCUUAUUAUGCAACAUAAAACUUCGUACAGAGGCUCGGUAUCAAGCCUCAAUCUUGAGUUUGGGGGUAUUUGGAAGCACAUUGUUAUGUUUGAAUCAGUUUCUAAUGAUGUUCGUCUCAUCGACUUUGAGGAAUUUUACUGGUGGGUAGACAAUACAUAAGUAAUAUCAUAUAGAGCUUCAGAAACUUUAUGAUACUAUAAAGAAACCUUUCAUGGCCCUCUUUUUCUAA